This is a messenger RNA of Musa acuminata AAA Group (dessert banana), 1043 nucleotides long. RefSeq names its product PRA1 family protein B4. The transcript has a single exon. The coding region runs from base 164 to 832 and encodes 222 amino acids. Gene Ontology annotation, biological process: vesicle-mediated transport. Gene Ontology annotation, cellular component: endoplasmic reticulum; Golgi apparatus. The record is from RefSeq and is a predicted model, not a curated record. NCBI's taxonomy places the organism in Eukaryota, Viridiplantae, Streptophyta, Magnoliopsida, Zingiberales, Musaceae.
UCUUCUUGCGUUUAUAUCGAAGUGACGCUUUACCCCACGACUAGAGCGCUUCCGAGAUCUACAAGUAGUUCACCGGAAGGCCUCCCGCGAAGUGAAGCUUUACCCCACGACUAGAGCGCUUCCGAGAUCUACAAGUAGUUCACCGGAAGUUCUCCCGCCGGAGAUGAUGUCUUCCGCCCCCUCCCUGCCUCCCCUCCCCAUCUCAAACCCCCCUGCCGCCUCCGCCGCCCCCGUCGCCCCCUCCUCCGCCGCCCCCGUCGCCACUCCCGCCUUCCGCCUCUUCCUCUCCCGCCUCUCGGACUCCGUCGGCCGCUCCCUCUCCAACCGCCGCCCCUGGUCGGAGCUCGCCGAUCGAUCUGCCUUCUCCCGUCCGGAUUCCCUCUCCGACGCCUCCUACCGCCUCCGCAAGAACCUCACCUACUUCCGCGUCAACUACGCCGCUGUCGUCGCCGCCGUCCUCGCCAUCUCCCUCAUCACCAACCCCUUCUCUCUCGUCGUUCUCCUCGCCCUCCUCGCCGCCUGGUGUCUCCUCUACCUAUUCCGCCCCUCAGAUCCGCCGCUCGUCAUCCUUGGCCGGACCUUCUCGGAUCGCGAGACCCUCGGCAGUCUUGUCCUCAUCACCGUUUUCGUAGUCUUCCUCACCUCCGUCGGGUCGCUUCUGAUCUCAGCCCUGGUCGCCGGUGCUGCCAUCGUCGGCGCCCAUGGGGCUUUCCGGGUGCCGGAAGAUCUUUUCCUCGAUGAACAGGAAACGGGCGCUGCCAGCAGUCUCUUAUCCUUUCUUGGAGGAGCCGCCUCGGCUGGACCUGCCGUCGUCGCCGCUGCCCGUGUCUGAUCUACCGAUCUACAGCUCUCAACUGCGCCGAGGUUCUUGAUUUCUUGUUAUCUUGUUCUUCCUCCCUCUUGUUUGUAUGAAACAAAAGUAUAUUCCAUUGAUAUGUUCCACGGUUUCUUUCAGCAAUGUCUUUUGUUCUAUAUACAGACAUCGGACUAAAUGUUCUUGUUACUUUAUGUGGUUAUCGAUGCAUACAGUAUGUUACACCUUA